AUGGCAUCGUCGGGGGCUUGCGUCACGUCUUCUCCCCAGGGGGGAGUAGACCGGGAGGAGUCCGCUUCGGUUCCUCUCCCCGUAUCGUGUGAUCCUUCGUCUUCGGCGGCGGCCGCAGCAGAGAGUCCUUUGUACUUCGAAUAUGCUAUUCCUCAAUCUGCGUCUCUCUUUACCGAGACGCAAGUCGAUCAGCAAGAGACGGAGCUCGCUUGUUUGAAUUGCUAUCGGAGCUUCUUCCACGGCUUCUGCGCAGACGCGGCGUCGGACUGUAGUUCUCCACGGUCUGCUUCUUCCCCUGCGUCGCCUCGCUUGCGGAUCCGUCCGGUGGAGACGUCGGACACCUCAAGCGACAAUGGAGAGGCGAACGAGUCGCCCCGGCCCGAGUCUCCUGUCUCUGCACAGAGCGGUAGCGAGUGCCAAGGCCCAGAUGGGAGCGGCCCUGAAAACCGACCGCUAAAACUCCGAAUGCGGGAUCAUGUUGCGUUCUCCAAAUGUCACCUCGACAAGCCAUUCACUAGCGGCAUGAUGGAGCUCGACGCUUCUCGCUGCUGGCUUGUCUUCUGGAUGACUCACGCCCUCGACUUGAUGGGUGCCUUCAAUGCCGCGCGCUACCGAGACCGGAUUCUCUGCUUCUUGGAGGCUGCGUGGGACCGUCAAGCUGGAGGCGGAUGGGGAGGCGGCCCCGGGCAGCAAGCGCAUCUGGCGCCGACAUAUGCGGCGGUGGCCACCAUCUUUGUGUGCGGUGGAGCCGGCGAGUGGUGCGGCAGAAUGAAGCAGGUGCUGCAAGCAGAACGCAGGGAGAGGCGCGGAAAGGGCAGAGCAGACGCAGCGUCGAAAGAUGUUCCUAGCCACUCGGCAGGAGGCAGCCGCAGUGAAAAGGAACGAACUGACCCGCAGGGGGAGACAGCGGAGGGAGAGCGGAAGAGCGUCGAGGAUGCGGACGAUGCGGACCCUCGCCAGCGCAUCUACGAGUGGCUCAUGCGCGUCAAGAGCCCUCUUGGAGGCUUCCGCAUGCAUGUCGGUGGCGAGAUCGAUAUGAGAGGAACCUAUUGCGCAGUGGCGACAGCAUCCAUGCUUAACAUGCUGACAGACGAACUCGUCGAGGGCGUCGCGGAGUAUGUUUCAGGCUGUCAGACCUACGAAGGAGGCAUUGCAGGGGAACCUGGUCUCGAAGCUCAUGGCGGCUACACGUACUGUGGUUUGGCGGCUCUUUGCAUUCUGGGGAAGGCCCAUGAAUUUCUGGACCUCGACCGUCUCCUGCACUGGGCAGUGAUGCGGCAGAUGGGAUUCGAGGGCGGCUUCCAGGGACGAACGAACAAGCUUGUCGACGCGUGCUACUCCUUCUGGCUGUCAGCUCUGUUCCCCCUGGUAGCCCACGCUUUCGAGCAGGCUGGUCGCACCGUUCCGGAGGAGCUGUGGGCGUCAUCGUGCCAUCUGCAACAGUACAUCGUCGCCUGCUGCCAAGACGCCCGAGGCGGCUUGCGAGAUAAACCUGGAAAGUCUGCGGAUUUGUAUCACACAUGCUACGCGCUCUCGGGGCUUUCCGUGGCCCAGCAUGCACUCCUGCAGUCUACCUUUUAUUGUUCUCCGGCCUCUCCCUCCGGAGAGGAAGGCGUAGACGCCAGAAGGACCGAUUCCCAUGUUAAACAGGUGGCACGCACAGAUGUCUUCUACAACGUAAGAAUUGAAAGAAUUCUCGUGGCGCGGCGCGAGCUGCUCACCGCUCUCCCUGGGUUUGUGGAACGUCGCACGGGAUGUCACGGCUUCGAGGGACCCGGUGUUGUCGCAUAUUAUUCCUCGAAGUCUCUCCAUCCGCAGGAAGCAGAACACGAAUUGUGA
Molecule: messenger RNA, 1839 nt
Organism: Besnoitia besnoiti
Lineage: Eukaryota; Apicomplexa; Conoidasida; Eucoccidiorida; Sarcocystidae
Product: prenyltransferase and squalene oxidase repeat-containing protein
Exons: 6
Coding region: 1-1839 (612 amino acids)
Biological process (GO): protein farnesylation
Cellular component (GO): protein farnesyltransferase complex
Molecular function (GO): protein farnesyltransferase activity
Source: RefSeq, a predicted model, not a curated record